GUCAGUUGUUCAUGCUUAUUAGGAAGAGAGGGGAGCUGUCACGCUGACUCUGUUCCGAGGGAUGUAGCAGCUCUCCGGUGACGAGGUCUCCGUGCCAAGCGCUUUCCGCUUCUCCGGCUGGUUUUUUACUAUUGGACCCUCUCCCGUUUCGACGAUGGAGACCAGCCCGAUCCCGGUGGUGACGGUCCAAACUACCCCCUUCGAUGACCAGCGGCCCGGUACCAACGGACUCCGGAGGAAGACGACCGUGUUCGAGGGCAAGAAGAACUACCUCCAGAACUACAUCCAGAGCGUCCUGUCCUCUAUUGACCUCCGGGACAGGCAGGGCUGCACCAUGGUGGUGGGCAGCGACGGACGCUACCUGAGCCGGGCGGCUAUCGAGGUGAUCGUCCAGAUGGCGGCCGCCAACGGGAUCGGUCGCCUGGUAAUCGGCCACAAUGGCCUCCUGUCCACCCCUGCUGUCUCCUGCAUCAUCAGGAAGAUCAAAGCCAUCGGUGGGAUCAUCCUCACGGCCAGUCACAACCCCGGAGGUCCCGGAGGAGACUUUGGCAUCAAAUUUAACGUGGCUAACGGAGGCCCAUCUCCAGACACGGUGAUGGAAAGGAUCCAUCAGGUGAGCCGCACACUCGAAGAGUACGCCAUCUGCCCUGACCUCCGCAUCGAUCUGUCCAGACUGGGACGCCAAGACUUUGACCUGGAGAAUAAGUUCAAACCUUUUCGGGUGGAGAUUGUGGAUUCUGUGGAGGUGUACCUCCAACUCCUAAGAAACAUCUUUGACUUCAGCGCCAUCAAAAGUCUUCUGACCGGACCAGGGCAGCUGAAGAUAUGCAUCGACGCUAUGAAUGGAGUGAUGGGCCCUUAUGUCCGUAGAAUCCUAUGCGAUGAGCUUGGGGCCCCCGCUAACUCCGCCGUCAACUGCGUUCCUAUGGAGGACUUCGGGGGCCGGCCCCCCGAGCCGAACUUGACGUAUGCCUCUUCGUUGGUGGAUGGCAUGAAAGGAGGCGACUUUGGCUUGGGCGCUGCCUUUGACGCAGAUGGGGACCGCUACAUGAUCCUGGGAGAGAAUGCCUUCUUCGUGAACCCGUCGGACUCGGUCGCCAUCAUGGCCGCCAACCUCUCCUCUGUGCCCUAUUUCCACCAGCUGGGAGUUAAGGGCUUCGCCAGGAGUAUGGCCACCAGCGCUGCCCUCGACAGGGUAGCCAAACUCAUGAAACUGGCACUGUACGAGACUCCUACCGGUUGGAGGUACUUUGGAAACCUGAUGGACUCGGGCCGUUGUUCCCUCUGUGGCGAGGAAAGUUUCGGGACAGGUUCGGACCACAUUCGUGAAAAAGAUGGUUUAUGGUCAGUGUUGAUGUGGCUGUCUAUCAUGGCCGCUAAAAAACAGAGCGUGGAGCAGAUAGUCCGAGAGCACUGGGCCAAGUUUGGACGCAACUACUUCUGCAGGUUUGACUAUGAAGGCCUCGAUCCCCGUGCCGCUUUCUACCUGAUGAGGGAUCUGGAGUCGGUCAUCUUGGACAAAGCGUUCAGCAGCCAGAAGUUUGCUGUUGGCGAUCACAUGUACAAUGUGGAGCGGGCCGAUAAUUUUGAGUACAUCGACCCGGUGGAUGGAACGGUAGCAAGAAACCAGGGUUUGAGAAUUGUCUUCAGUGACGCAUCCCGUCUGGUGUUUCGGAUGAGCGGAAGCGGUGGUGGCAUGGGCGCCAUUAUCCGCAUUUAUGCAGAGAGCUUUGAGAGAGACCCUGAGAGACAUAGCAGAGAGACGCAGGUGGUGCUGGGUCCUCUCAUUGCCAUCGCGCUCAAGAUCUCCAACAUCCACGAGAGGACGGGACGUCGCGGUCCAAAUGUGAUCACAUGAGUGUAAAGGAAAUGAAAAAAAAAACAAAAAAAACCACAUUUUAAUGCAGUCAGAAAGUGCAUAGAAAACAGCCUUCCAGGAAUGCCUAUACAGUUUAAAAAUAGACUGUUCUCCCUAAAAGCGACCAUCAAAUAACAACUGCAACAGGGAGUUUUUGAAUUAUGGAUGAAAAAUGUCUAAUGAAUGCGCAUGUGCAUUUAUUUGUCUUUUACAGAGUUGGUUUGGCAACUAUCGGGAAUUAUUUACCCAACUUCAUGCGGAGACACUUUUUCCCCUAAUGUUGUUUGUAUGCACCACUAUAAAACACUUGAAUGUAAAAUUGAGCAGGCGAUGCAUCACAGCUAAUAAAGCCUUGUGAAAUAAG
Messenger RNA from Syngnathus typhle (broad-nosed pipefish), 2222 nucleotides. It is a transcript of the gene pgm5, whose product is annotated as phosphoglucomutase 5. The transcript is spliced from 11 exons. The coding region runs from base 155 to 1858 and encodes 567 amino acids. NCBI's taxonomy places the organism in Eukaryota, Metazoa, Chordata, Actinopteri, Syngnathiformes, Syngnathidae. Gene Ontology annotation, cellular component: cell-substrate junction; sarcolemma; cytosol. Gene Ontology annotation, molecular function: phosphoglucomutase activity; magnesium ion binding. The record is from RefSeq and is a predicted model, not a curated record. Gene Ontology annotation, biological process: striated muscle tissue development; carbohydrate metabolic process; myofibril assembly.